Molecule: messenger RNA, 255 nt
Organism: Parnassius apollo (apollo)
Lineage: Eukaryota; Metazoa; Arthropoda; Insecta; Lepidoptera; Papilionidae
Source: the annotation of a GenBank genome assembly
AUGUCCACUGCUACUGAUGAAAAUAUAACGGAGGAAUCAUUAGCUAAUUCUGCGCAUGAAGAUUCUCAAAAUAGAUUAAACCCUACACCACCAACACAAUCAACAUCUGUAGGAGAUUCUUCAGUCACUGAACGUCCAAAAACAUUCAAGCGUCCACAUGCUUCAUAUCAAAAGUCAAACCCAUCUCCGGAGAUUAUUAAUGCCGAAAAGCAAAUGAAUAACAAAAAAAUGAAUAUGAUUACUUUACACACAUGA